GCGGUCUUCCCAUCCUCGGCGUCGUUCGAGAACAUCCAAGAACCGAAUAUUGGAAAACAUAUGCAGAAUGGGGGAAGAAGUACGGUGUUAAUGGCAUAAUAUCAUUCCAUGUCCUGGGUCGUCGCAUCAUUGUCCUCAAUUCCGCGAAAGCCGCGAUCGAGAUGCUGGACCAAAACUCGGCGGUUUAUUCGGAUCGUCCUUUCCCAGUGAUGGCCGGUCAACUGCUGCGUCGAGAGAAAUCUAUCUUCCUUAUGAAAUAUGGGGAACGCCUGAAAACGACUCGCAGACUCAUGCAUCAGGAUUUCAAUCCGACAGCGUCUCAAAAGUAUUGGGGCGUACAAGAAGCAGAGUCGCGACUCAUGGUCAUGAACCUUCUGCAGCAGAGUGAUCCUCAGCACCUUGAAGGCCAUUUGCGAAAGAAUGCUGCGGCCGUGAUUAUGCACAUUGCAUAUGGCUACACAAUCAAGAGUUCGGAUGACUAUUUUGUCGCCAUGGCGGAAGAGUCCAUGCGUGUUGCAUCACUUGCCGCUACUCCGGGCAAGUGGCUUGUUGACUCCUUUCCUAUCUUGCGUUUUAUUCCCCGCUGGUUUCCUGGCGCAAGCUUCCGUCGUAGUGCAGAAGAAUGGAGCAGCCAGUUAUAUACGCAAAGUCUGGUACCUUUCAACUUUGUAAAGGAACAAAUGACUGCAGGCACUGCAAAACCAUCAUUCACAUCCCUUCACCUGCAGCCUCCUGUCACUGAAGAGGAUGAAGACAUCGUACUCUGGACUGCUGGCGCACUUUAUGCCGGUGCUGCUGAUACGACAACAUCUACAGUCAAGACAUUUUUCUUGAUGAUGUGCCUGUACCCGGAUAUCCAGCGUCGCGCACAAGACGAACUUGAUCGUGUGGUUGGCAAUGACCGCCUGCCCACCCUGACAGACCGUGCACAUCUACCUUUCAUUAACAAUGUAAUCUCUGAAAUACUACGCUGGGCACCACCAUCACCGAUGGGUCUACCACACAGUGCAACUCGCGACGACGUAUUCUCGGGCUAUUUCAUUCCGAAAGGAUGCACUAUUUUUGCAAACAUUUGGGCAAUCUUGCAUGAUGAAUCCGUCUAUCCGGACCCAUACGUGUUCAACCCAGAUCGGUACGAUGCGAAAUCAGGGAAGGCACAACCCGAUCCCCGUCAAUGGGUCUUCGGGUUUGGUCGGAGAAUCUGUGCUGGGAUGCACAUUGCCGAGUCUGCAGUGUUCAUUCAGAUCGCAACAGUGCUCGCCACACUUGACAUCCUCAGGGCAGUCGAUGAGGAAGGCCGUGAGAUUAUCCCAGAGAUCGCAUUCUCGACAGCUAUCGUCAGUUAUGUCAAGUCGUUCCCAUAUCAGCUGAAGCCAAGAUCAGCGGCAGCGGUCUCUCUGAUCCAAAAUGCCGUGGCCGCCAUGGAUUAGCCAAAGGCAAAAGGCAGGCCGGUUGACCCACCUGAUCUGAAAUGUCCUUAUUCGUCUGUUCCACUAUCUUUAAUAUACUUCUGUUUGCUCUC
Molecule: messenger RNA, 1522 nt
Organism: Fomitiporia mediterranea MF3/22
Lineage: Eukaryota; Fungi; Basidiomycota; Agaricomycetes; Hymenochaetales; Hymenochaetaceae
Product: cytochrome P450
Exons: 8
Coding region: 162-1430 (422 amino acids)
Molecular function (GO): heme binding; monooxygenase activity; iron ion binding
Source: RefSeq, a predicted model, not a curated record